CCAUUGUGCUGAUAUUCGUUUAACAUGAGAGUGCUUGCAGUUCUAGCUAUUGCGGGGAUUGCCUUGGCGGCAGCCCUGGAGGAGGCCGUGCCCGUGAAGGACAUGCCCGUGGGCAAGAAUGUGAACGGACGCAUCACCAUGGGCUAUCCGGCGACCGAGGGCAAGGUUCCGUAUAUUGUGAGCCUGGUUUUUAGCAAUGAAAUCGGCGCAUCUUGGUUCUGCGGCGGCUCCAUCAUUGACCACACGUGGGUCCUCACUGCCGCCCACUGCACGCAGGGGGCUAGCUCUGUGAAGAUUUCCUAUGGCUCCGUGUGGCGCAACCAGCCGCAGUUCACGCAUGUGGUGCAACAGGGGGACAUUGUGCAGCACGACGCAUACAGCACGACGACCAUCAACAAUGACAUCUCACUCAUCCGCACUCCGCACGUGGAAUUCUCGUCGCUGGUCAAUAAGGUGGAGCUGCCCCGCUACGAGGAUCGCUACAACAACUACUACGGCUGGUGGGGCCUGCUCUCCGGCUGGGGGAAGACCUCCGACUCCAGCGGCGUCUCCGAUUACCUGAACUGCGUCGACAUUCAGAUUGCCGACAAUUCCGUGUGCGAGGCCCACUACGGCACCACGACCAUCACGCCCAAUCAUGUGUGCAUCGCCACGCCCGAGAACAAGGGCUCCUGCAGUGGAGAUUCCGGUGGUCCCCUGGUCCUGCACGACGGCAAUCGCCAGGUGGCCAUUGUGUCCUUUGGCUCUUCUGCUGGCUGUCUGUCGAACAGUCCGAAGGGCAUGACUCGCGUCACUUCAUACUUGGAUUGGAUCCGUGACCACACGGGCAUUUCCUACUAAUCAAUAAAUGACUUGUGAAUGAAAAUAUAAA
This is a messenger RNA of Drosophila miranda, 871 nucleotides long. Its product is annotated as serine protease 1. The transcript has a single exon. Gene Ontology annotation, biological process: proteolysis. Gene Ontology annotation, molecular function: serine-type endopeptidase activity. NCBI's taxonomy places the organism in Eukaryota, Metazoa, Arthropoda, Insecta, Diptera, Drosophilidae. Bases 25 to 840 code for a protein of 271 amino acids. The record is from RefSeq and is a predicted model, not a curated record.